AUGGCAUCGACUGAGGGCAACUCUCAGACCUUCAAGAUGAUGUCUUUGGACAACGACAUCAACCAAAACUUCCAGGAUGCAAUCGAUGUGAUUCAACAGCAUUCAAGUUCAUACUACGAUUCAGAGUACACCUAUUACGAGACUCUGUGUACCCAGCAGCCGUCGUCGUUGCAUUGUCAGAUCUCCUGCUGCCUCGUCACGCACCCGUCUGACCUCCCGGCUCCGGCUUGCGACUGGAACGACCAGUCCUGGCCUCACGUCAUCCCCGAUGUCUCGUCGGGUCACUCUCUGCUCAACGAAUCGCCUCAUUUCUACUCCGUCUUGCCGCCACCGAGGAACAGCAAAGGUCGCAAGAAGCUGAGACUUUACGAGUACCUCCACGAGGCCCUGAGCGACCCCAACAUGGGCGACUCCAUCCAGUGGACGGACAACGACAGCGGCACCUUCCACUUCAUCUCCAAGAACAAGGAGAAGCUGGCCGAGUGCUGGGGCCAACGCAAGGGCAACCGCAAGACCAUGACCUAUCAGAAGAUGGCGAGGGCUCUGAGGAACUACAGCCGCACGGGCGAGAUCAUCAAGGUGCGCCGCAAACUCACGUACCAGUUCAACCCGGACAUCCUGCACAGGCUGGGCUCGGCGCAGGUGUGCGGGCCGCCGCCGCCGCACUGCCGGGGCCCCGAGCAUGAGGAGGAGGGCCCCGCCCGGCAGCAGGGCCCGGCCGAGCUGAGCUACUGCGGCUCGGCGGACUGGCACAGCUGGUACGGACACUACCAGCUGCAGGAAGACUACGACCUGGCCUCCAACUUCACGCAGCACGGCGCGGCCAAGCUCUGAGCCGGAGGACAGGGUGAAAACUACAAGAUAAACCUUUAAAAGUCUGAAAAGGUUUACAGAGACUUCACUUGUUUGACUCUCUUCUGGGGGCCACUUUCAGUCCCUGGGAUUGUGUUUAGUAUCACGCUUUUUAGCUAAAGGUGGUUAGAAUACCCUUUUAUUUAGAAUGUUCUUUUGUAAAUACUCUUUUAUUACUAUUUUUUUAUCCCAAGAUUUAAAUAAAUGCCACACAAUU
Pseudoliparis swirei is the source of this 1069-nucleotide messenger RNA. RefSeq names its product Spi-C transcription factor (Spi-1/PU.1 related) (gene spic). Gene Ontology annotation, biological process: regulation of transcription by RNA polymerase II; cell differentiation. Lineage: Eukaryota; Metazoa; Chordata; Actinopteri; Perciformes; Liparidae. Gene Ontology annotation, cellular component: nucleus. The transcript has 5 exons. The record is from RefSeq and is a predicted model, not a curated record. Gene Ontology annotation, molecular function: sequence-specific DNA binding; DNA-binding transcription factor activity, RNA polymerase II-specific. The coding region runs from base 1 to 834 and encodes 277 amino acids.